Centropristis striata (black sea bass) is the source of this 928-nucleotide messenger RNA. RefSeq lists its product as uncharacterized. The coding region runs from base 115 to 756 and encodes 213 amino acids. The record is from RefSeq and is a predicted model, not a curated record. The transcript has 6 exons. Lineage: Eukaryota; Metazoa; Chordata; Actinopteri; Perciformes; Serranidae.
GGAGUUUACAAUGUUGGCUAAUUCUGUAAACUUUGCUCCCACAGAGUCAAUAAAUUCACUUGUCACAGCUUUCUGCAUCCAGUUCUGCGUCAGAAAGAGUCAAACUCAGUGAUCAUGGCAUUAAUGGGAACAAUUAUUUGGCUGCUUUCACUAGCAGUCUUGUCCUCGUCUAAAGGCGCAGAUGAAACUUUACCUCAGAAUUGCAGCUUGAAUACUCAGCUAUUGGAGAAUCUCAAGGUGGCGGUAGAGUGUGGCGACAAACUGCAGGCUGCAUGGAGUCCACAACAGACAGCUGAAAUGCUGCUUUCAAUGAGGAAUGUGGCUGAUGUGCUGCACAAACAGCAGCUGAAAGAAUGCCAUGGUACCGAGCCACAGAAAUGCCAUGAACCUGAAGUUCCUGAAAAUGGAGGGUUGGCAUGUGUCACAGUUGCCGACAGACGUUUCUGCAAACCUCUGUGCAGCCAUGGUUACGAUUUUGGCUUUCUGAGGAUUAGUCGUGUGUAUGAGGAGUGCAGCAAGCAGACACAAUUUCAAUGGCAGACUCAGUACAUCGGAGGAAACAAGCUGGCUGUGUGCAACGUAGCACCAUUUCAAGUUGCAGGAGUAAAGACGGCAUAUUUUCCUAAAGAUCAGGACUGCCUAACAACCAAGAGCAACAUCCAACUGUACAACAGCACCAUUGCAGAUUUAACCACUGAGCUGCAGAAUGAGGGCAUACAGGGAGAGCUACAGUACGACUGCCUCGUAUGUGGAUAACUGCAGAGUAGUGUGAGAAAAAUGCAUCAACCAAGUCAUGAAUAAUGUGUUGUAAAAGUUACAGAGGAAUAAUAAUAAAAAACCUCUAUGAAAGUUUAACUGAUUCCAACUUUUCCUGAACCUGGAUGGUUUCCCUUGUGCACAAUUAAAUGUUAGUACAUAAAAAAAAUAA